AUGAAGAAUCCAGCCAUUGUCGGAGUUCUCUGCACCGACCAACAAGGACAUAUUCUAGGCUGUAAGUCAAAUUAUCACAUUUGUUGUUGCUGUCUUUUAUUUAUCUGAUUAUUUAGCAGGCAAACGUUUGUCUGACGAGUCGUCAAAUCAAUCACAUUUAUUUGAUAAAGACCUGCAUCAGCAGUUGUCAUAGUGCUUACAUACAGAGAUACCCAGCCUAAAAUCCCCAAAGAACAAUCAAUGCAUACGCACAGUGGCUAGGAAAAACUCCCUAUUAAGGCAGGAACAUAGGAAGAAACCUAGAGGAACCAGGCUCUGAGGGGUGGCUAGUCCUCUUCUGGCUAUGCCGGGUGGCGAUUAUAGAGUACAUGGCUUUUAAGGCCAGAUCGUUCUUCAAGAUGUUGAAACGUUCAUAGAUGACCAGCAGGGUCAAAUAAUAAUCACAGUGGUUAUAGAGGGUGCAACAGAUCAGCACCUCAGGAGUAAAUGUCAGUCGGCUUCCAGGACAAGGUACUAGGUAGCACAUCCGGUAAACUGGUCAGGGUUCCAUAGCUGUCCAUCAUUCAUCAUUGGGGGAAAUGCUGCUAGCUAGCUACACUGUUUUGCAGCCUAUGUCUGGCAACUGCCUCUUCUAACGUUUGACACUUCAACAAAAGACUUAACUGAAUGUUUGAAAACUAUGAAAAUAUACCCUUGAAAUGGCAGUAGUUACAAAUAUUAGACAACGCAAUAAGUCAAAUAAUAGUAGCCUAGCUAGAGCCAAAUCCUGUUAUCUCUGGUAGGGCCUAGCUAAUGUACCGGGCCCACUUUUGAUACUAGUGAACGUAUCACAAGAUCAGCCUGCAUUUUGACCUUCCAUGUGACUUUGUCUCCCUUGUGUUUAUUUCAGGUCGUGGCUCUCUGUCUGACGAGCAUGGGGGAGUGGUGUCUGUACUGGUCAGACAGGCAGCCACUCUCACCAGAGACCCUACAGACAGCCCCACAGUGUGCCUGGAGGCAGACUCAGGGUGA
Messenger RNA from Coregonus sp. 'balchen', 1011 nucleotides. The record is from the annotation of a GenBank genome assembly. Lineage: Eukaryota; Metazoa; Chordata; Actinopteri; Salmoniformes; Salmonidae.